AUUAUAUAUGUGUAUGUAUAUAUAAUACAUGCGUUCUGCGCUCUAACCAGCUGAGCUAUUUCCUGCAUAUAUCAUGAGACUGAAGUCUGCGAAUCUGCAGAUGGUCCCGGGAUGCUUCGCGGCGGCAUGGCGGCCGUCUUCCGCCGCCGCCGCCGCCGACUCCGACUUCUCUGCUGACGAUGAUGAAAAGCUGCCGCCGGCGCGGCCGCCGAGUAACUCGAUUCUGGUGGUGGGGGCGGACGGCGCGGUGCGGGUGUACGAGUGCCCGGUGUCGGCGGCGGAGGUGAUGACGGACAACCCCUGCCACCUCGUCUGCCGGGCCGACGCCGCCUUCACGAUCGGGCAGAAGGUCCCGGCGCUCUCCGCCGCAGACCGCCUCCUCCCGGGCCACUCCUACUUCCUCCUGCCCUCCCACUUCUUCCACUCCGUCCUCUCCUUCGUCUCCCUCGCCUCCUCCCUCCUCCUCGCCGGCGGCAACGGCAACGGCAAUGGCAACGGCGGCGGCAAAGUCAGGCCCUUCCGGAUCCGCAGGUCGCCCACGGGCGCCCUGCAGAUCAUCGUGUGCGAUCAGCUGCUUAUGAAUUCCGAUAAGAAUACGAUGAAAUCGACAGCGGAGGAGAAUGAGAAGGAGAUGACGAGCAGCUGUGGUGGUAGUAGUAGAGUGUGCACGGACGAGGCGCUGGAGAAGGAGUACAGGGAGAUGGUGAAGGCGAGGCGGGAGCGGCGGUGGACGCCGAAGUUGGCGACGAUAGGGGAGAAGUGUGAGACGGAGAGGAGCAAGAAUUGGUGGAAGAGGGUGACUACACAAUAGCUUUGCGCUUUGCGGAUAUACCGGGUGUGUUUGUUUUGAUCGAAGUCGGGGUCGAAGUGACCUACUUUUCAUAACUACAGGGGGUGUUGGCAGGUUUGGGUACGGGGCGAACUCACGACUUUGCCCUUGGCAACGAGCUUGUGAAUCUGUCCCACGGGGGAUGGCGAGUUUGCUUAUGAUGCGAACUCACGACUUUGCCCUCGACAUCGACCGAGCAUGAAGUCGAGCUCCGGCCGCCGUAUGGAUUGAAAUCGCUGAGUUCGCCGUGUGCAGCAUGAACUCAUGACUUUGCCCUCUCGACAAUGAGCGUGAAGUCGAGCUCUGCCGUAUGGAUGGAAAUCACCGAGUUCGAUGGGUUGUAGUUCCCCCUUUUUUUUUUUUUUUUUACCAAACACGCCCUUAAUGUGCGAUGAGAACUAGUGUCGUGUUUGUAAACUAGAGUUAGUUUUAAUCUGAAUUAAACUUGUAUAAAGUUAGCAAAAUAUGAAGGAU
Messenger RNA from Ananas comosus (pineapple), 1303 nucleotides. RefSeq lists its product as uncharacterized. The transcript has 2 exons. The record is from RefSeq and is a predicted model, not a curated record. Lineage: Eukaryota; Viridiplantae; Streptophyta; Magnoliopsida; Poales; Bromeliaceae. The coding region runs from base 74 to 811 and encodes 245 amino acids.